Molecule: messenger RNA, 1098 nt
Organism: Kalmanozyma brasiliensis GHG001
Lineage: Eukaryota; Fungi; Basidiomycota; Ustilaginomycetes; Ustilaginales
Exons: 2
Coding region: 1-1098 (365 amino acids)
Source: RefSeq, a predicted model, not a curated record
AUGCCCUCUCCAGCGCCUAACCGUCCAUCGGCGGCCGCCAUGUCGCCCUUCGGCCGCAACAGCCAGAACGCAGCUCUGCUUGCGAAAGCCAACAAGUCAGCCACCCCACCGCCCUCCUCCCCCUCCUCGAGCUCCCACAAGCAGCCGCCGUCUACGCCGAAAGGCUCAAAGAGCUCAAACUUGGGCAACGGUAGCGGCAAUGGCUCUGGAAAUCGCAGCAUCUCACUAUCAUCCCGCUCCUCACCGGCCCCUUCGAAUCGACAGAUGUCGCCUGCCACACCCGGUCCUUCGUCGUCCAUGUACGACGCCACGGGACUACUCAGUAGGGACUUUGAGACGACGUAUCAUCGACAGUGCCGCACGUUGUUGCUGGCGUUUGUGGCGGCGGCGAGGAUGUGGGAGGAGAUGGCGACGUUCGACGGGCUGAAGUGGGCAAAGGAGGCCGUGGACGGAUGGGAGGAUGUGCAUGCUGCGAACAAGCUGGGGCAGCGCGAGGCUGGGACGACGAGGCAGGCGAGAGGGCCGGCAUCGGCGACCGCAUCGAGGGCACAGGACAAGAGAAGAGCUCUGGAGCUGGACCCGAGGCAGGCACACGAUCCAAUAUUGGGGCCAGGAGGGUUGAGAGAGUCGAGGCUGGCGGAUGCGGUAAGCCGGAUAGAGGCGGCUCAUGAUGGAUUGACGACGGUCAUGGAACGUUUAAACAAGGCGUUGACCAAGUUGACAACGGCCAGCGACUCGUUGCGAUCACUGCUGGAAGAAGCAGCGCAGCGCAAGGGACUCGAGUUCGUAUUUCAAGAUCCGAUGUGGGCGACUUGGCCGCUGGAACGAUUCGUCGAGCGAACGUCCGAACUCGCAUCGCAGUACCGCAUAUCGACGCAGCACCUUCAGCUGCUCGUUCCCACACUCAUUCGAUCUGGCGAGCCUCCUGCCUCCUCAUCAUCUCGGCCCAGCGACGAAGCAACACAGCGACGGAGCAAGCAGCGACGAUCCGCGUACGAAUCCUGGAUCACUCUCCCGUAUCUCGAGACACGAGGUUCUCAAAGCCUGCUCGGCUUCGAAGCGAUAUGCGAGGUCGAGGUGGGUCGUUGGAAGGAGUGA